Messenger RNA from Spodoptera littoralis (African cotton leafworm), 5659 nucleotides. The record is from the annotation of a GenBank genome assembly. NCBI's taxonomy places the organism in Eukaryota, Metazoa, Arthropoda, Insecta, Lepidoptera, Noctuidae.
CGGCCGCUCGGCAUAGUCGCCACAGCACGGCGUCCAGACGCCGCCCGAUGCGAGCGCGGACCAUCGUCGCGCAAUCGGCUCCGUCGCGCCAACUGUUCCGAAAAGCCAGUUUCAACUUCCCGGUGGUGCGGUUCCCGCGUAUCGUAUGCUGACAGCCGUCAUGUAGACGAUAGUUAAGCGCGUAUAAAUUGUCGUUGUCGUUACUGCAAAGAGCGAAUACAAUUUCGGCAAAGUUGAAUGAAUCCUGGCUUGCAAUAAAUUUAUAAUAAUAAUAAUUUUCAUUCCAACGUUAUAAAUUAGAAGAAGAAAAAUUAGUGUACUGUACCAAGUUAUGCGUCCAAAUUUUUCUUGUAGAGUAAUUAGUUGUAUAGUGAGUGUCAGCUGAGCUGAGUGGACCGUGUGAUGACAGUUUGACGGUGGAAGAUGAAUUUGACUCGGUUGUGUCGGUGGAGCAUGUGAGUGUGGCGGGAGCGAGCGUCCGACCAGCAUGGCGGCCGUCGCCGGCCUCUACGGAUUGGGGGACGAGCAGCGAGCCAGGCACCGCCGCGGCCAGUGCAAUACGGAGCGCUCCGAGUCCAGAGAUGACAACACCGAGGCGUCACUGCCGAAACUGUGCAACCAGGAAGAGGAGCCUGGACGGCCACCCCAGGGCGGGGUGGUGACGUUCGAACCCAUACAACACGACCACGACUUCUGCGAAAGAGUUGUUAUCAACGUAAGCGGCCUGAAGUUUGAGACGCAAUUACGUACACUGAACCAAUUCCCGGAAACCCUGCUGGGGGACCCCACUCGGAGAAUACGCUAUUUCGAUCCUUUGAGGAACGAAUACUUUUUUGACCGCAACCGCCCCUCAUUCGACGCAAUCCUGUACUACUACCAAAGCGGCGGCCGCCUGCGGCGCCCCGUCAACGUUCCCCUAGAUGUCUUCUCCGAGGAGAUUAAGUUCUACGAACUCGGAGAACAAGCCACAAACAAAUUCCGCGAGGAUGAGGGCUUCAUCAAGGAGGAGGAGAAACCCCUUCCCUCCAACGAGCGCCAGCGCAAAAUUUGGCUGCUCUUCGAAUACCCCGAGAGCUCUCAGGCCGCACGUGUUGUGGCUAUCAUCUCCGUGUUUGUCAUUCUUCUUUCCAUCGUGAUUUUCUGCCUGGAGACCCUCCCAGAGUUCAAACACUACAAGGUCUUCAACACCACCACCAACGGCACUAAGAUCGAAGAAGAUGAAGUCCCUGACAUCACUGACCCAUUCUUCUUGAUAGAGACCCUCUGUAUCAUAUGGUUUACGUUCGAGUUGAUAGUACGGUUUCUGGCGUGUCCCAACAAAUUUAACUUCUUUAGAGAUGUCAUGAACAUUAUAGACAUCAUCGCCAUUAUUCCGUACUUCAUCACCUUAGCGACAGUCGUAGCAGAGGAAGAAGAUACUCUAAACCUACCGCGCGCCCCCGUGUCUCCGCAAGACAAGUCGACUAACCAAGCGAUGAGUCUGGCCAUACUGCGGGUGAUACGUCUGGUGCGAGUGUUCCGUAUCUUCAAACUCUCUCGACACUCCAAAGGAUUACAGAUUCUGGGUCGUACGUUAAAAGCAUCGAUGAGGGAACUUGGCUUAUUGAUAUUCUUCUUGUUCAUCGGUGUGGUGCUGUUUUCAUCCGCGGUGUACUUCGCUGAGGCGGGAAGUGAGAACAGCUUCUUCAAAUCCAUACCUGAUGCGUUUUGGUGGGCGGUCGUGACAAUGACAACUGUGGGAUACGGCGACAUGACGCCUGUUGGAGUCUGGGGAAAAAUCGUUGGAUCCCUGUGCGCCAUCGCCGGUGUGCUCACCAUCGCAUUGCCUGUUCCUGUCAUCGUGUCCAACUUCAAUUACUUCUACCAUCGUGAGACCGACCAGGAGGAAAUGCAAUCGCAGAACUUCAACCACGUCACCAGCUGCCCGUACCUGCCUGGCACUAUGGGCGAGCCUUACCUCAUUUCAGGUCCAAUUCACAAAAAGUCUUCGAUAAGCGGUGAAUCAUCAUCGGACGUGAUGGACAUGGAAGAAGGUGCCAUGGUGGCUGAUUCUCACUUGGAGCAGAACCUCAGGCGCCUCAAGGAUGAGGAGAAGGUCCUGCUGGAGCAGCAGGCGACGUUUGAAACCGGUGGCAAUGACGACAUCGGCGCCCUGGAGCACCAAGAUGCCAUCCGGCUGAAUCACCUGAAGCAGGCUAAGCUGGAGAAGCAGCAGGCGAGGAAGCAGCGCGCGCAGCAAUCGCAGGGACAGUCGCAGUCCCAGGCGCAGGCGCACAGCCACGGCCACUCAGGCCACGGGCCGCGCCGCGAGCACACCGCGCGCCGCCGCGCCUGCACCGUGCGCGUCAACAACCUCCACGGCGCUGAAGCUAUAGAGACUGACGUCUGACUAUCGGACGUGGCGGGCCGGCGCGACGACGCCGCAGCGGCGGUGUGGCGCGGCCGAAUGCCAGCGCGCUCCCCGCCGCCCUGCCACGUGUGAACAGCGUAUGAGUUCGCCGCUCCUAACCCAAACUGCUGUUUUCGUCGAAACAAACACCCUCAACAAAAUUAAACAAUAAUAAAUUGUGAACAAUAAAAUUCCCACAUCUUUCAGCAUUUACAAACCUGGUUAAAUUACUCAGGAAUACUAAAAUUAGGAAGAACUAAUUUUCAAAAAAAUAUCAUAAAAAUACAAUAAAAAAUAUUUUAAAUAUGCUUGACGAUUGAGUCCGAAGCGCCGCGGAUUUUGUAAAUAUACAAGACGCUUAAAGAGGCUUAUACGUUCACUUCUUACAUUAUCAACACUGUGGAAUAGAUUAAAAUAUUAGGUUCUUUGUGACAAAUAAAAUAAUCAGCAUAGGCCUAUAGUUGCGUUCGCAGAAGAUAUUCUCAAGUGUUGCGUUACGCUUGACCAUAGUUUGUAAAUAGUUGUUUCGAGAGGAGAGCGCACGGCGCGGCAGCCGGCCUCCGGACUGGCUCCCCGGGCCCAGUACGGCCGGGCAUGCAGGGAGCAUGCUCGCCGUCACGGCGGACGCGCUCGGAGGGCGCGAGGCCGGCCCGCUGGGUGACCGGCCACGCCGCGCCGUCCACCGCUGCGGUGACCGCGCGAAGCUUUCAGACAAUCGAAACAGCUCAGUGAUCAUAAAAACUACAGCAAUGGGACUCACAAAUCAUCUUCAGAUCAAAUAUAUUAGAAUAAGUUACCGUAUAUGGAAAUUUAUGUUGUGUUAUUGUUGUGCGUACACAUAUUCCAGUAAAAGUCAUGUGUAAUUGUACAAGUACCCGGACGUAAAUGUAACCCUCUCCCCGGUCCUCGCGGCCAGUCCACGUCGUGCAACAGUCUCGGCUAUUAUAAUUAUUUAAUGUUAUAGGCGUAUUUUGUCUAUCGUGUCUAUUCUUAUGUUAUUGAUAAUUUAUUACCUUUAAUUAUUUGUAUAGGGGUGGUCGUGCGGGUGCACAGGUGCUGUGCGCCGAUAGUGCUUCGUCUCGUAUUGAAGGACAGUUAUAUUUCGGUCGUUUACAAAGUCAAGAUGAAUGUAUUAGCGUAGACAGUUUAAACAUAUCUAGAAAGAAGUGAAUUUAUUAAUAUACGUUCGUAAGUAAGGCAUGCGACAGACUCAAUUCGAUCGAUAAAGCAGUGCUCAGAACAACGGACCUCCUCUACGCGUUUAAUUUUACUUUAAACGGUGUUUUCACAACACCCUGGACUCAGUACGGCUCCUCUCGGCGACAACUCCUCGCUCUGCCACCCUCAGUACUUCUUAAUAUCUAUUGCAAUCGAAAUGAAUUUCUCAAACGUCAGCACUAAUCUGUCAACUUCAAAAAAGCUCAGCUUCAAGAGCAUUUACUGUAAAUAAUCUAAAACUAUUGUUUCCACCUGUACAAGUGAAGGAGCGCCGGAAAGUAUUUCAGAUUAUUUUUCAUAUUUCCCGUCUGUCUGUCCAUGGACUUGUUUACUCUUGAGUUGUAAAUGAGACAAUUGAUAUUGUUAAGUAUAGAUUACACCCGAAAUAAUUAUUUCAUCAUAUCAGUCACAUUUCAUAGCGUUUAAACAUCUAGUAAAAAUACAAAUUUUACGCCCUAUAUUAUAGUCUAGUGUAGUUUAGUAGAUAUUGAUAGUAGGUUAAGUGCUGCCCUUAUACUGGGUAUGUAAUGUCUCUGACCCAACUGUUGCCAGUGUGUUGCAAUAAGGCCAACGACAAGAUUUCGGCUUGAUCCAGGCUGCCUGCUGGGCACCGAGCGCUCGGUCGUCCACUCGGGUUAAGUCACGCACGUAAAGGACUUUUGCACAAAACUACUUAGCCAGUGAACGAGUGUGGACGCUCGUUCCGCAGCACGCGCAGCCGCACAUGCCGGAGCCUCGAGACCUCGAUAAGAGCAUGUUCCAAGCUGGUAAUCUUAAAUUGGCCUCAAACCUGACCAUUUCCUCUCAAUGAACAUUCGAUGUGAUGUAUAAUGAUAUAAUAGAUUACUCAAUAUCAGUGUUUCGGUGUUAAUUGAUGUUUAAUUAAUAAUUAAAUUUACUAUUUCUGUAAUAUAUAAAAAUAGAAAAUUGUAAUGCGUGGCUCUGACAGUCAUGAGGCUCGCCGGUGCAGGAUCGCAAACGCGAAGAUUGAGACACGAAGAGAAUUGUUAAGAAAUAUGAUAAAAUAUUUAUAUUUAGACAGUUGUUGGAUGUGCUAUACUGUAAUUCUCCUUUUGUAUAUAAUUUACCGCAGAGAACGAGCAAAUGAUAGACACAGAGAAGCGAAUUGUAGACCCUCAGUGACUAUCAGAGCUUUCGCUAAGAUGAUGACGCAGAGCGCAGGCUCGACCUCGGCCAUGACAUAUACGGACAUUCAAACCCGACUCGAACAAUCUAUGUUGUAGUAGGGCAAGCAUGUAUAACUGAAUACAUUAUAAUAUUUUGAGUGUCUUCGUUGUAGUGAAUAUAUCAGUAAUGUCUGUCAAUUAGAUACGAAUUGUUUGGCAAAUUAAUUUAUUAUGAUAGUCUUGAUUGUGCUGUGUAAGUGUUGUCUGGUACAGAAGCGAUCGAUUGGAAAUGUUGGCAAUAAUAAAACGAACGACGUUGCAGAGUAGCAGUUGCUGCACCCGUCACAGCAACAUGGCAUGUGACGGUGAAUGUAACGUUGUUUCAUUUGCAGAAUGUAACGAACAGUUUACCAGAAAGUAUCGCAUGUUCAAAGUUUUCAGUCAUAAAUAUAGUAGUAGUACAUAUAUAACAGAUUUACAAUAUGUGAAGACUAUCAUCACUUCAUUUGUCAAUGUAUUCGAUUUAUGUUAAAUGUUUAGAAUUAGUGGACAAUAUACAUAUACUACAUGUUGCGACAUAUACGUAAAACGCCGAGGCUGUUGCGACGAACAUAUUGAAUGUCAAUGUCAGUCAAUGUUAAUGUAUCAAGUUUAUAGUGUAGAAAGCACGUUAUGUUAUAUUUAAUAUAGUUUAUGUAAUCGGAUAGCACACGGGUCCUGUUUUUGAACUUAAUUGUGAAGGAAGCUGCAACGCGGCAAUGUCAAAUCAACUCCGCCACGAAUAUACUGAACACCCAGCUUUGUGCUUAAUCACUCGCUCUAUAACAAGGACCAACUCGAGUCAAUUUGUCAAAUCUCAACUUAUUUCUAGUCUGUGAAAAGAGUACACAUGCAUUAAGAACUAUAUUUAAUUACAGAUUAUGAC